UAUGGCGAUUGAACUGUUGUAAAAAGCAAUGUAAUCUUAAACACUUUGGCCAAAAAAUGACUUGUUUCAAAAAGUUAACAGUCGUGCCUAAUCGUGGUAUAUCCUAAUUUUUGUAAUAUGGCCAUGGAAGAUCUUGUAAUUGGCAAAGAUAUUCUCUUGCAAGAAUAUGAGACACUACAUAACCUUCUUCAAGCUCUUCCACAUCGAGCCCAAGUUGGGCCAAAGACGCUUGUAGGACAAGUGCGUGGCAUCAAGGAACAUGGCAUGAAACAYCUAUUUAGUUCUUUAAAAGAAAAUCUAGCUCAUGAGAACAUUGAUAUUGAUUAUUCUUGCUUUGAUGUGUCACACCAAGUUGUGGCACUUGGCUCAAAUCUUGGUAUGAUUUUCUUUUAUGAUCGUGAAAACAAGCAGYUGACACGUUUUUCUAGUCAUACUUGUCAUGAGCCAGUGACAUCUAUCAAGUUGUUGUCUUUGAAAAGUUUCUUGGCAAGUGGUCAUCAAGAUGGGUCUGUUCUUAUCUUUUCUUAUUCUCUUUCUCCAAGAUCACUUCCAAAGUCGGAAUACUUUUCUGUAUCUGGUGUKCAUACAAGUACAGUAACAUGUCUUGAAUGGAGCCCUGAUGGUAGUCUAUUGUAUUGUGGUGAUAAUGCAGGAAAUAUCUCUGCCACUGUUGUCAAAGUUCCUGGGGUCACCCAAUCAGUGCUAUUAUUUACAGAGAAUUCAUCAAUUGUGCAGUUGUCCUAUUCUCAGACAGCUCUUCUAGUAUCAACAAGGAAGAGAACAAUACUUUGGAGCUUUGCCACUGAACAACCUGUKCAAGUUGGACAGAAAGAGAGGAAAAGCCCUGGCAGAUAUGGAGCAUGUUUUUACCCUCCAGCAAGAGUUUUGAUGGAUGAUGAGAAUGAAYCCUCRUUAACAAUCUAUGCUGCAAGGCCAGGACUACGAUUAUGGACUGCUGACAUGGACGGCAAAGUACAGGCCACCUUGAUGUACAAAGGACUAAUGAGUGAAAAUCCUCCUGGGGUUAACACACUAACACCCCUCCCCUCCCCCUCACUGGCUGAGGCCACUAAAACAGGCCAAUCAUCUUUAGGCACACCACAGUUUGGCCAACUGCAGAACUUCCAUGGUCAGUUUGUUGUCACUUGGGACCUGCAUCAACUCUGGGUCCUUGAUACCUCCCCCUGUGCAUUGGUKUGUCAUUAUUUCAGUUCCCAUGGUGAUAUUGUUGAUGUAUGCACUGUUGGCCAUGAAAUUUACAUCCUACAACAAAAAGGCGAAAGACAAAUAAGAAAGUUUUCCUUGAUACCAAAGCUACCGAACCCACUUCUAGAAGUUCGCAAUCUUGUAUCAAACACACGAAAGCUUGAACCACUGGAUGAUUGUAUGGAUGWCGAAAAGAAAGCAACUUUGAAAAGAGAUGAAGUUGUUUCGAGUACAGAYGAUAGUCAACCAGCGGAGGAUGUCCUCCAGGAGGACGAGGAUGAUAAACCCCAAGACCUCGCUGCAUUGGCUGUCAAGUUACAGGGUGUUGYUGAUGAAGAUUACGGGGAUAUCGUMUUUAAGCCCAAGAAGUCUAAACGAAAGCAGAAAAUUCCAGAAAAUCAAGACAGCAGUCGAGACUCCGAAAGUAUCACAGAAGAAACGUCAGACAUCUCAUCUGAACUUGACUACCUUGAUCGAAGUGUAUCGAAUACAACUUCAACAGACGAUGAUUCACCGAGCGCCCCACGAUUAACCCUCGUCGAUGCUCAAACAAACGUCGAAGUUGUCUUACAAGAGAACGCAUCUCUAGAUGGUUGCUUUGAAAAAAUGGAAAAUGAAAGUGACUCCCAAGUACAAACUCCUACAGACGAGCCAGUGGACAAUCUAYUAUCACGUGAUCACAUUCUAACCCAAUCAAAGGAUUCUGUCUCGACACUCGACCAAGUYAUCARCCAAUCAGAUGAAUCAACAAUAGCAUCAGAUAAAUCAUCCAUCCAAUCGGAUGAGUCAGCUUUGACACGUGUUCACAAAGUUAGCCAAUCGGAUGACUCCUCGAUUCUUGAUGAAUGUUCUGUACAAAAUCCUGAGAUAAACCACCUCGAUUUUCACAGCUUUCCUCCAAUUUAUUCUUCAACGUCAUUGAACAUAUCUGAUCUUUCAUUUUCUGAUACUUCUUGUGACAGAUCUAUGGUAAGACAGGAAAACAUUCCUUAUUCUCCACAAGAGUCCAGCCAGCGACGCAUAGAUGUCAUCAAGGAUUCUCCGCAGUCAUCUGAAGAAGAUUAUCGCACAGAUUCAUCAUACGAGACGCCGCCAGUUUGUCUGGACAACGAUGGUGCCGAGGAGCUAGGAGAUACUUCUUCCUGGGCAAGUUCUAGCCGUACGCUGUCAGAAUUAGACUAUGCAUCGCUAGAGUUUUUCCGCAGCAUUGAGCGUACGUACACCUCGCAAAUGUCCCGAGAAUCCAAGACAAGUCAAACAUCUGCCGAUCAAAUGCAUUUGCUGGUCGAUAGUUGGUCGGAUGUCCGACUCCCUUCGCCUGGCUACGUUACAUUUCUCGACGUCUCCGACCUCCAUAUAUGGGUCGUCACAAAUUACGAAAGUAUUUUCUACUGCCCGACACAUUAUGAGGCUGUCACGUGGACGCAGCUUGAAGGCCAGGCUAGGAUGAUCUCUGUGAACAACUCUGGUGACGUCAUUUGGUGUGUGGAUGGAAAAAACAACGCGUUUGCYCGUCAAGGGAUUCGCGACGGUAACCURAUAGGCAGUCAGUGGCUUAUUGUUGAAAAGAACAUUAAGUACGUCGCCGUGGAUGACACGGCUGUGUGGGGAAUCAUGCAAAAUGGUGAUGUUUUUAUGAGGAUCGAUGUCUCAAAAGAAAAACCCGAGGGUAAAACUGGCAAGACUAUUGCCAGCAAUACCGACUUCGUGCAAGCAUCUUGUCUCGAUGGUCUCGUGUGGUUCGUUGACAAGAAGAAUAUCAUCCAUGUUUAUAAAGAGACAUGUCGAGAAAACCCGAUGAGAAAAGAAAACUGGCACAAAUUAACAGCGUUUUCAACCCGAUGGGCGUGUCUGAAGAUCUACGGCUGGUCCUGGAUUGUUGACAACAAGGGCUCUUUGUGGUUCACAGAUAAAGUCACUCAUGAAAAUCCUUGUGGUAGUGAAUGGUACCAAGUGUCKUUAGGACAGUACCUCAUGCAGGAUAAGACCUUACUGGACACUCUGUGGUCAUGGGUGAGACGAGGCGACGAGACCAAGCUACUCACGGCCAGCCCUAAAGCAGGACUAUGGAUCUUGGGAAAGAAUGGGUCCCUCAACUCGUCACGUGGUCAUCUUCUGGGUACCCAUUGGCAAACGAUUUCACCAACAGGUGUUGCAAAAUCAGUAUUUUGGUCGUAUAUCUCUGCACGAGGAUAUAAUGCUACUGAGGGCAAAGGUAGCCUGUGGGCUCUUCAGCCAAGUGGAGAGUUGAUCUGUUUCCAUCCAGGAUCUCGCACCCUUGCCGUAGAAUCACCAAGAACUGUCAUCAAGCUAGUAGCAGCAUCAAGUCAAACGGUCUGGGGUAUUACACACAACUUCAAAGUCGUCCAGAGACUCGGAGUGAUGGAGGAUUUGUGUCCACAGGGGGUAAAUUGGAAGAGUGUCGAAUUGUCCAGUUUCUGCGUGGGGCGCGUUUGCCAUAUUAGUUCGGGUACCCUUUGUACUUGGGCAGUCGAUGAAUCGGGUGGAAUUUGGCUCCGCAUUGGGGAAGUUGAAAACACCGACAAACUCAUUUCUCAGGUUUGGAUUGAAGUUUCCGGUGAACCUCUUCCUGGAAACCGGUUCGUUAAGGUUGCAGUAAGUCCAGACGAUGCCAUUGUAUGGGCACUUGACGACAGGUUCAACGUGUAUGCUAGACGUGAUGUCACUCCCAACUUUCAAGUCGGAACAUCAUGGGAAGUUGUUCCUGGAACCAUUGUGAAGGAUUUGUGCAUUAGUAAUGGUCACGUGGUAUGGGCUGUGUGCGCCAAUGGAGACAUAGCAUGCCGAUAUGGUGUUAAAGAAAGCUAUCCUCUUGGUGAUUACUGGAAAAAGGUUCCAGGAAACUUUGAACAUAUCUCAGUUACACCUGAUGGAGAAUUGUGGGCCAUCAAUUUGAAUGGUCAGCUGUAUCGCCGCAAAAUCAAGUACUUCUAUGGUACCCAGUCCCCYUUUAAAGAGCGCAAAUACAGCUGUCUGUUUGGCAGUGAAGAAGAAUGGGAAAUUAUUUGAACUCAAUUAUUCAAACGUUUUGAUAGUUUUAAAGUUAAUGGCUUUCUCAGUUAUUUGUCUCUUUUAUAGCCAUUUGAUGAUAUAUUUUCUCUACCAUUACUGUAAGGCUGUUAGAUAAUGUCUUUUGGGUGUUCUUUUUUAACCAGCAGUUCAACUACUAUCUUGCAUAAUGAGCUGCGGUGGUAUUUCGUAAAAAUCAUGUAUAAAGUGCAAUAAAGUAGUUAUUUUYAUAUCAUAUCGGAAAGUAAUGUUUACACACUGAUGAUAAUUUGUUGAGACAUUCACUUCAACAAAUCAUUUAGAAAAUAAUGAGUAGAAGUCGAGAURUAAACGUCACGAMUUAACGAUAAAUCAACGUUGAAAUGGUGAGUAAGUAUUGCUCAUUUUUACAUUGUAAAAGUUCUUGAAUUACGUAAAUUUACGGAAUAACCUCUUGAAAAGACAUUGAAUAUUGUAAUUAACUAACGAUUGUAAAAAAAAUGCACGAUAUAGGUAGUUGCUAUAUUUUAAAUGUAUAAAUAAUGAAUUCGAUUAAUAAACGGAACAAAUACAAUA
Exaiptasia diaphana is the source of this 4791-nucleotide messenger RNA. RefSeq names its product tectonin beta-propeller repeat-containing protein 2. The transcript has 9 exons. Lineage: Eukaryota; Metazoa; Cnidaria; Anthozoa; Actiniaria; Aiptasiidae. The coding region runs from base 118 to 4236 and encodes 1372 amino acids. The record is from RefSeq and is a predicted model, not a curated record. Gene Ontology annotation, molecular function: protein binding.